Messenger RNA from Osmerus eperlanus (European smelt), 5492 nucleotides. Its product is annotated as RNA binding protein fox-1 homolog 2-like. The coding region runs from base 805 to 2151 and encodes 448 amino acids. Gene Ontology annotation, biological process: nervous system development; regulation of alternative mRNA splicing, via spliceosome. Gene Ontology annotation, molecular function: mRNA binding. The transcript is spliced from 12 exons. NCBI's taxonomy places the organism in Eukaryota, Metazoa, Chordata, Actinopteri, Osmeriformes, Osmeridae. The record is from RefSeq and is a predicted model, not a curated record. Gene Ontology annotation, cellular component: nucleus; cytoplasm.
GAGGAAAAGAAGGAUAGGCUAAUAUAGCCUACAUCAGCACAGCCCCCUGACCAGUUGACUUUACACAAGCCUUGCUUGGGAGCGUAAACUGUAAAAACAAAUCUGAACCCAGAUCAGUAUUCUGGGGUCGGAUCCAUACUACACCAAUCGGGACGCAGGCGAAAGGAAAUCGUGUUCCCGACUAGCCAGCCAGUUCACACGUUACCAAGAUCUACCAGAACACAGACAGAGAAAAUAACGGUGAAGAAAGAAGGGGACCUCAAGGAAAAGGUGUUGGACACGCACAAGGAGUUAGUUAGCUUCAAUCGAAGUCGCAUGUUGACAGAAGAAAGGAUUUUCUUGUCUUGAAAGAGGCACGAUUAAUGCAAUUUCCAACAUUUUGCACAACCCACGGAGAGAUAUUUUAGCUAGCCAGCUACGAGAUAGCGGAAUGUGUAGCUAGCUAGAUAAUUAGCUUACGUUAGCUAGCUGAGCCGACAUCUGCAUUUUGGAUUUGGGGUUUUCUUGCAUUGGCCAAGCAGCUACGCAUUUAAUUUCGAGAGAAGCCGUUUUUCGUGUUGUGUGCUGGAGCCACGCAUGGCCAUGAUGUUCUUUCUUGAUUAGCUUUCCGAACAAUAACAGAACCGUACUGCUUCGCUUUGUAGACUUUUAGCCAAGACGAGAGAUCAACCUCACCUUAUCAGGUAUUUGCUAAUUCAAAGAAUAGUUCAUCAAAUUGUGGAUAUUACACGGGGCGGUAAGGUAAAAAAAGAAGAGAAAAUAGCCAAAUCUGAAAGACUCAAAACGGAGACUUUCUGCCGUCCAAUGUUAAUGUCGACCGACGUCGCAUCUAUAAUGCUACCCGUUAAUCGGGGAAUAAUGGACCUGGAAAGGGACAUUGAUACAGAAACCGGACCCCUUGCGAACACGACCGGGGGUCCAGCAGCAAUACGUGGAAUGAAACGAGGAGACCCAGAACCCGACGCUCAAACAGCUGCAGUGUUGACCGAAUUAGCUGGGGCGGAGUGCAAACGGCCAAGGAUAGACGGGUCCGUGGCCGUUGGUGACAUUGGACAGGCUCCACAAGACUCAGCGGGGGGUCCGGACAGCCUGGGGGCCCCUCCUCCCUUCACCGCCUUCCCGCCUCCGCCCCCGCCCCAGAACGGCCUGGCGGCGUCCGAGUUUGGCGGAGCGAUCUUCUCCGCGGGGGGCCAGGGGCCGGUGGAGGAGGGCUCAGGGCCCAACGGCGCCACGCCCACACCCGUCCACGUCAUCACGCCAGUGAGCAGAGGGCCACCCCAGGGUGAGGUGCUGGCCCAGUGUGGGACGGUGGUGUCCAGCGCUGGGGGAUCUGGUGGCGAGUCCCCCGAGGCCAAGGGCUCCCCCAAGCGCCUCCACGUCUCCAACAUCCCCUUCCGCUUCCGAGACCCCGACCUGCGCCAGAUGUUUGGGCAAUUUGGCAAGAUUCUCGAUGUGGAGAUCAUUUUCAAUGAGAGGGGUUCUAAGGGCUUUGGCUUUGUGACGUUUGAGACGAGUGCGGACGCAGAGAAGGCCAGGGAGAGGCUGCAUGGUACUCUGGUGGAGGGACGCAAGAUCGAGGUGAACAAUGCUACAGCCAGGGUGAUGACCAAUAAGAAGAUGGUCAGUCCUUAUCCCAACGGAGAAGCCCUCAGCACCCUGCCAUACGCCGGGUGGAAGUUGAGUCCCAUGAUGGGGGCCAUGUACGGACCAGAGAUCUAUGCAGUCCCAGGGUUCCCCUACCCCUCGGCGGCGGCUGCGGCCUCCAGCGCGGCGGCAGCAGCGUUCAGGGGGGCCCACCUCCGAGGGCGAGGCCGGCCCGUCUACAGCACCGUCAGGGCAGCCGUCCCCCAGGCCGCUCUCCCCGCGUACCCCGGCGUGGUGUACCAGGACGGCGGCUUCUACAAUGCUGCCGACUUAUACGGAGGCUACCCAGCCGCCGCCGCCGCGGCUUAUCGCUACGCACAGCCCACCACCGUAACCGGGGCAACGGCCGCCGCCGCAGCAGCCGCCGCCGCCGCCUAUAGCGACAGUUACGGACGCGUGUACACCACAGACCCUUACCACGCCCUGUCGCCCGCCGCCGCCGCCUACGGAGUGGGAGCCAUGGCUAGUUUAUACCGGGCUGGAUAUAGCAGGUUUGCUCCGUACUAGCAGACACCCUCCCUCCUUGGACCCUCCCACCCUCCCCUACAUCCAGAACUUUUCAGACCCCACCCUCCUUCCCCUACAUCUGCCACUCAUGGUAGGUAGGAACUACAAACCCAACAUGCUUUUUGAAGGAGGAAAACAAAAAAGGUAAUCCAAUUAGGAAUCUGAAAACAACAGCACAACUCACCUCCCCAAAGGGUGAUUACACUGCCCAAGCCUCAGAGAACCUGGCAACCGAUCCAAAGGCCAGCCCAAUGGAUACGCACGCACACUAACCAGUUACACUACCGGGCUACGAUGGGUCUGGGAAACAGCUGCUCUGUGUCUCCCUCUCUCAGUGUAUUAUACUCAGCUACACUCGGUCUCCUAAGCAACCUGGAACACGGCCCCCGCUUACCUCAGAGGCUAACACACACACACACAAGACAACGACUGCCCAGUUCCACUGACAUUUCUCCUACACAGCUACGUGUGUCAAGUGUGCACAGUAGACAUGUCGGGCUGUCUCUCUCUUCUGGUACUUCAUAUUUGAUACACUACUUCAUGAACGAAACAGCUGCCAUUUUGAGCUAUCGGUGAUAUGAUGGACGGAGGGGAAAACGGACGGAAGUUACCGGAAGGUUGGAUGGAUUGAUGGCUGGAGAGACGGAAGGAUGGAGGAGGAUGAGGAGAUGGACGAUUGAUGUCAUCCGUACGAGGCGAGAAGACUGGUUGUGUUUACGGUCUGUCAUCACGACUUAAAACACUAAGGUCAAAACAGUCUUUUAAACUAGGUCUGAAACAGGCCACACGGUUAAUACUUUGCAAUCAAGCCCGACUGUACACAAGAAAACAGCAGGACAAUGACAGCAGGAAAUGGAAACACAAUACUUGUUUUUAUGCAUUACCUCAGUUUUUUUUUUUUUUGGACUGUCAUUGAAAAAAAAGAGAAAAAAAAAUGGUUAGAAUGUUUUAUUGCGAUAUAAAAGGAGGAUGCAGAGAGAUGACGUCCACUAAUAUUGAUACUAUUAUUAUUACUAUCAGCCUGGUUUCCCAGGGAACGAUGCGCAACUCCUAUUGCUGGACUUUACAUUUAGUCAUUUAGCAGACGCUCUUAUCCAGACUUUAACAUUUAUACCUGUUCUUAUAACAGCCGUUGAAGUGAUUAAAACACACAUGCACCUACACACUCUACCACAACUCUACACAAACUGAUGAGCCGCUUCAAAACUCAUGCUGCCCAUGACAAUGACCGGACUGGGCCGGGUAGUCAUGACAACUAUCCCCCCCCCCCCAAAAAAAAAUAUAUAUAUAUUUACAACCUCCCAGAACCACGUGUAUCUUGAUAGGAGCACUUCUCAGGGUUUGAAACAUCAACCCGGAUCUUUAGAUUAGAAGAAACAAACACAUUUCUAUCACACAUGAAAACCAACCACCGCCUUUUGCAUCUUUUUGGUCUCACGUUUGAUAUUUUACUUUGAAGAUGUGUCCAACAUGGCUCUGCAUAGCCUCCAGAAUACACACAGCUUGAACUCUUGCUGACAAGACUGUGUUUCCUUUCCAUCUCUCCACUCAAACUGCCAGUCACUGGUAUUUGAGUCCUUUCCUCUGCGCUUUGUCAAGGGCCUGGAAGUGAAAGACAAUGUAUGAAAAAGCAGUCCUACCAUGUUCUAUAUCUCCAUAUACUCUGAAUUAUGUUAAUUAUUGCUAUUGUUUGUCUUUUGGUUCCAAAGAUUCUCUUAAAGCACAUUUUGUUUUUUUGGGGGGGGGCACACUUGUAUUACACAUUUUUAUCAUACUUUUUCAGAUUUGUUGUUCUUGCUGUCAUUUGAACUCUCUUUCUUAAUUUCUUGUAUUGCGGGAUCUGAAAAGCUGAUUAUGUGAUUAUGUCAGUUGAACAUGAACAGGACGCAAGCACACUUGCCCUAUAAAAGGUGGUGGUUUGGGGGGGGGGGGUUGUGGGGUCCUGGAAGGGAACUGAGAACGACAGUCAAAGGGAACAUUUUGGUGGGAAUAGAACAACAGGCUGAAUCUGACACUUAAGUACGUGCAUCGAAAAAAAAUAACGAAAAUGACAAAAUGUACGAAAACAAAGUGUCUAAUGAAAAUGAGUGAACAAGGGAAUGAGAAGGAGGGCAGGGAAGAACCACAUUCUGGCCCCGUUAUUUUUAGUCGAAUAGGAGCGAAGUGUUUUAUGGAGUGAUAUUGCCCACCCGGAGACGGAGGAGGGGCAAGUGGAGAGCAGAGACUUGCCUGACUUCACCCGACAUGUUUAGUAGGACCGCGUUGGGUGUUUUACUUCAGAAGACGGAAGGCUGGGUGGUCGAGGGGCUGCCGUUAGCAUCCAGUAUUUACGGGGAGGAAAAUCACGAUGAAUAUGGACGCUGAUACACUUUCAUUUGUCCCUAAGAGUAUUAUGAGCCGAAGUAAUCAGUAUGCAUGUUUGUUUGUGUAGAGGACAGGUCUUGGAGAAGGCUUUUUUUAUGUUAAAGUGCAUGAAACAAAAUCAUUUUGCUGGAGAAGGAAGAGGUUAUGUGACUGAACAUUGCUGCGGGGUGCAAAGGGGAUAAUAAUGAGCUAAUAAAUAAUUAUGAUAAUAAUAAGGGUCCACUUGGUAGGUUGCAACAAAGUCUUGACUUCCUAGCUGCGGUGCCUGUCCGGUCCUCUGUUGUCAAGGCAACCGCUGGCGAUCAUAUCUAGCUCUAAGUAACACUUUAGUUCAGGAUGUUAAACCCCAGUAGUACCCCUCUAGUUGGAGGCCAGGGAAUCAAAAAAUGAUUGCCCAAUUAGAGCAGCCUAAGCUCCACCAUGUGAUCGGUCGGACCGUCGGAUUGGUCCAGAGCGGGAAAAUCCACCGUUGUUCCCCACAGGCUGCGCUGUAGCACAAAACGACGUCCCCAUGGCAACGCAGAGGGCCACCGUUCUUGGCCUGGUGUCCCUGCCUACAGAAUGGAAGGUUUCAAUCCGCCCUGAGACUUUUACCCAGGGGCAGUCUGAGAGGUGGCAUCGAGGACCUGACCCUGGGGCCUCCAGCCGUCCCAUCCCCAGUCAACCUAGAAGGAGAGUUGUGUUUUUGUACAAGGACCUUUUAUGUGUGUGGGGGGGGGGGGGGGGGUGGUUCUGCAUGUGGAUGUGAUGACCUCACAAGUCUCAUCACACCAAACUCAUGUAUACUCGUGAUAAUCUUUUUUUCCAUGUUUUUUUGUUGUUUUUUUCCUCGAUAUAAAAGUGAUUUGUGUAUUGCUCAACAUUAUUUUCUUUUUUUAAACUUUUUUUUUUGUUGUGUUUUGGCCAUCCUUCUGUCUGCCUUGCGUUUGCCUGUCUUUGUUAUUAUUGAAUGUACAUAAUAAACUGUUUGGUUUUUA